AUGUCCAGCGUUGAGUCUUUCUAUGGCAGAGUUGAGAACGAGUCAGACUGCCUUGUCUUGAUCGACUUGGCAAGGCGGGGCCUCAUUCCAAGAGUCCAGCGCAGGCUCACGUCGAGGGAGCGGAAGCAGAUCCGCCAUGGAAGUGUUUUCAUAUACUGCGAAGAGGAGAGCAGAAUCAGGAGAUGGACUGACGGCAUGUCCUGGACCCCAUCGAGAGUCCAGGGCGUCUUUCUGAUGUACAGGCAGCUUCUGAGCAGCAAUCCAAUGAUGAAAAGGACAUACUCAGCAACAUGCGGAGAUAGGAGCUUCCACAUAGUGGGAUAUCUCCAGGCGCAUCCUCUGCACGAUGAGCCUCCGUCUGCAUCUGUCCUUUAUAGAGGAGUCGACUUCCCAACAGACAUCAGGAUAAAAAAGAAGUUCAGCUUCCAAGAUGAAGACCGUUGUAAGAGCACACCCAGGCCGGUCGAGCCUGUGGAGGCCAAUGAGGAUCUUCCGUUCGACGUUUACUGGUAUUAG
Messenger RNA from Encephalitozoon cuniculi GB-M1, 516 nucleotides. RefSeq lists its product as uncharacterized. The record is from RefSeq and is marked provisional. Gene Ontology annotation, molecular function: DNA binding. The transcript has a single exon. NCBI's taxonomy places the organism in Eukaryota, Fungi, Microsporidia, Unikaryonidae. The coding region runs from base 1 to 516 and encodes 171 amino acids.